AAAGAAAAGAAAAGAAACGAAACGAAACGAAAAGAAAACGGAAGGAAUGGGAGAAAGAGAAACGGGCGGUACUUGAGGUCAAGGGUACCUUUCGUUCCCCUUAUUGAAUGUUUUACACUUUUAACCCUAAUCCGCCAUUCCUUCCAUUUCAUCACUCUCUCUGCUUCUGGAAGCCACCUACUCUUCCCUUUCUUUGGUACGUUUCUCAAUGUAUCGACUCCCACAACUCCAUCUCUGAACAUACUUCUUUUCCCCUCUUUCUCAUUCUCUAACUUCUCCUAAUCUCCUGAUAUUUAACGCAUGGAGGCAGCCUUGUAGAUGGUCUCUUCUCAUGAAGGAGAUGACUUUCAAAUCCACCCCCAAACUUCAUUUCGACGAAUUUUGGUCCUCAAAUCCGCAAACCGCUGCAUCCCCCUCCUCCGAUUACAUUUUUGUAGACCAACUCCUCAACUUUUCAAAUGAAGAAGAAGAAGAAGAAGAAGAAGAGGCAGAGGCAAAAAACAACCACUCCUCUGUUCCUGCUCCCCUGCAACUUCAACAACAUCACGACAGCGACCAAAAUUCCAACCACAGCUUCACCAAUUCCUCCGAAGAUGACUUUUGGUCUAAUUCUUCAAGAGAUUUUGAAGACCUCGAAUGGCUCUCCCAUCUCGUUGCUGACUCCACCCAAGAAGAAUACUCUGCUGCACCACCGGCCUACUCUGUUUUUCUGACAGAGAAGCCUAGCAAUUCCCAAAAGGAAACAACCCACCACGUUCACCCCCUUCCGAGUUUUGAACACAUUCUCAAUACCCCAUUUCCUUCAAAGCCUAGAAGCAAGCGAGCGAAAAUCUCCGGCCGAGUCUGGUCCUUAACGAAUUUAUUUUCUUCCCCACCAUUACAUUCACCGCCGGCGAAGAAGCCAAAGAAGAAUCCGGCAGAGGAGGGCGCCGGUAGGGUCCAGACGCCGCGGCGGUGCAGUCAUUGCGGCGUUCAGAAAACCCCUCAAUGGCGAGCCGGUCCACUUGGAGCAAAGAGUCUAUGUAAUGCGUGCGGCGUCCGGUUCAAAUCCGGGCGGCUUUUUCCCGAAUAUAGACCGGCUUGUAGCCCGACGUUUUCGAGCGAGCUUCACUCGAACCACCACCGGAAAGUAUUGGAGAUGCGACGUAAAAAGGAAACGGAGAAACCCCACUCCGGUCUGGAAUUAGUGUAAGAGAACCAGAUGGACGAACCCGGUUCAAAGAGAGAGCCAGUUAAGUUUAGUGUGAAAAUGUCAUUUUCAGGGAGCCUCAUUAGGUGCGGUAGGUCAUCGGCGCUUGUUAGUUGUUAUCGAUUAAAUUAGAAUAGCUUUUAUUGAUAUAUUUAUUUAGAAUAGCUUUUAUUAAUAUAUUUAUUUAGAAUAGCUUUUAUUAAUAUAUUUAUUUUGUAAAAAGAAAAAAAAAAAAGUGUUUUUUUCCUUUCUAAAAAGCAAGAAAUUGCGUAAGUUGUACGCUGUGGCAGUCGCAGUGCUCAACUUUGGUGGAGUCUUUGGAACAUUUUGAGAAGGGGAGGAAUUGUCUUCUUUCUUCGCUAUUUGGGAAACAGAACGAUAAUCCUUUUAACGCCGUUUUUAACUCAGAACCUAGUACCACUGCCAUUUCAUUGAACACGUGGCAUUUACUGUCCUCUAACUUGUUCUUGACGUUAUCUUCCCACGUUAACGCCGUUUAGGUACAGAAUUCCAAUGCUUUGUCCCAUUCCUUGUUUUAACAUUUUCAAUUCGAUUUUUCUGUAAUUAUUUAUUUCAUCGAAUUUAACCGAUGAUUUGGUCGAGG
Benincasa hispida (wax gourd) is the source of this 1793-nucleotide messenger RNA. The record is from RefSeq and is a predicted model, not a curated record. Lineage: Eukaryota; Viridiplantae; Streptophyta; Magnoliopsida; Cucurbitales; Cucurbitaceae.